Molecule: messenger RNA, 1470 nt
Organism: Equus quagga
Lineage: Eukaryota; Metazoa; Chordata; Mammalia; Perissodactyla; Equidae
Gene: MISO1
Product: chromosome 1 C3orf33 homolog
Exons: 5
Coding region: 293-1048 (251 amino acids)
Source: RefSeq, a predicted model, not a curated record
GCGCAGCGUGCGGGGCGGGCCGCGGCGCGGGGCUCCGACGGGGACUCGGGCGCGAGCGCGGCAGGCCGGCGGGGGGCGUCUCCCGGGACGGGGCCGCCGCGCCCUCCCGCCGGGGACCGGGUGGUCGGCCGGUCGCCCGGUCAGGCGACGCCGGAUCGCAGCGCGCGUCGGGGCCUCGGGGCUCCGGGUCGGGACGCGUCAGCGCCGAGCGGCUCAGCCCGGGGCGGCCCCGUGCGUGUCACCCCCGUGCCUGGCUCUGUUCCUGGAAGGAAAGCGUAACAUCAGCACCGUAAUGGCCGCAGCUGGGAUGAUGUUACUUCUAAGAAGUGUUCGACUGACUUCAAAAUUUACGAGUUCUUCAGAAAUUCCAGUGGAAUUUAUAAGAAGGAAUGUUAAACUACGUGGACGAUUACGCCGAAUAACCGACAGUGGUUUAGAAAUUGAGCAUAUUCCUAUUACUUUACCUAUUAUAUCUUCAUGGAGAAAAGAGCCAUGCGGUGUUUUGCUGGUUCAGCUGGCUGGAGUAGAACUCACUGAAACUGGGAAGAUGUGGUUACAGAAAGAGCUAAAACCUUCCCAACUUCUAUGGUUCCAGCUUCUUGGAAAGGAGAAUUCAACACUCUUUUGCUACCUUUUGGUGAAUAGGGGUAGGUAUUUUACUGUGAGUCUGAAUGAAGAAAUUCUGAGAAGAGGCCUUGGCAAAACUGUUCUUGUUAAAGGGCUAAACCAUGAUUCUAAAAUCUAUUGGAGAAUUCACAGAAACUUACUUAAAGCUGAAUUAACAGCCUUGAAAAAAAGAGAAGGAAUAUGGAAAGAAGAAUCUGAAAAAGAAAGUUAUUUGGAAAAAUUCAAAGGCUCCUGGAGAGAAAUAUGGGGAAAAUACAGUAAUUUAAAAAAAACUGGAUCAGAUUUCAACUUGAAAAAAGAGAGUUAUUAUGACAAAUUUAGAAGGACAUAUGAAGCAUGGAAAGACAACAUGAGUAACUACUCCUUAGUACUGAAGUUCAGAGAAUUUACAAGUCGCAUACACUUUCGUAGAAAAGGGUAAAAUAUUCCAAGAAAUCUGGAGGUUACCUACCUUGAAGAGUAAAAUAUGUAAAUAUAUGGAUAUUUUUCAUUGACUUGAAAUGGAAAUUUCCCCAAAUGAUCAAAGUUGUAUUCUAAUGGUAUUUCAGUAUUUAGAUGAUUGUUAUGGAUGUAAUAUCAUAAUAAUUUAAACAAAUUGUGAUUAAUGUAAUAUACUUUUAGGAAAAAUGAAACACUCUAUAAAAAGUUACCAGGUUGAAGGAUGUAUACACGUAGUGCUGAUAUUUCAAAAGAGCUUAACUAUUGGCCAUUGUGUUAUUUUAGUUAUUUUAGGCAGCCAUAUUUAAUUUUUGUUUAAAGAGUAUUUAUUUUUCCUAUUUCAUCAGCUUUGGUGAUUUAUAAUAAAGGAACUGUUUAUGCCUCGUGUCUGAGGCCACUCUUCUC